This is a messenger RNA of Protopterus annectens (West African lungfish), 670 nucleotides long. Its product is annotated as putative zinc finger protein 705E. NCBI's taxonomy places the organism in Eukaryota, Metazoa, Chordata, Ceratodontiformes, Protopteridae. The transcript is spliced from 4 exons. The coding region runs from base 179 to 670 and encodes 163 amino acids. Gene Ontology annotation, biological process: regulation of DNA-templated transcription. The record is from RefSeq and is a predicted model, not a curated record.
AAAGCUAGCUUACAAACAAAGGUGUUGUAAAAGGUCUGAAUAGUUUCAGAAAAAAACUUGGGGAAAAUUUGUACUGUUGUAGAGAAAUAUUGCAGAUGUGGACCCCACCCCUUACAAGAAACUGUUGUUUGGGUCGUUGAAUGUUGUGGUUUGUAGUGCUUGAGGCUGAAACAGGAACAUGAAGCUGGAGGUGCCUGAAAGCUUUGAAGAUGUUGCUGUUAAGUUUUCAAGAGAGGAGUGGAAGAUGCUGAGUAAACAGGAAAAAGAGCUGCACAGGGAGGUGAUGGUGCAGAACUAUGAGAACAUGGUCUCUGUAGGAUACAGUAUCCCACUGGAUCACCUUCACAUGCUGUUUAACAGGGAUGAUGAGCUCCCAUCCGCUAAUACAGAAGGAAUGAGCAAAAGGAAUAAAGCGCAGUGGACAGAACUUUCUGGUGGCCCCAUCAUUACCACUAGCAAUCCAGAUUUCAGCAGUAUUCAGAAUCAGAGGUCAGCACGUUGGAAGUACUUUAACCACGAAAGUGACAGUGUUUCACUAAAUAAGAUGUCUCUCACAACACGUGAUCAGCUGCAGACGGGAAGCAAACACAGUAAUUAUGUGAGUGACAUUGAAGGAGAUGUCAAGAAGAGUGAAUUAGAAAUCCAUCUCAAAACUCAUGGAGAGGAGUAA